Porites evermanni is the source of this 1389-nucleotide messenger RNA. The record is from the annotation of a GenBank genome assembly. Lineage: Eukaryota; Metazoa; Cnidaria; Anthozoa; Scleractinia; Poritidae.
AUGAUGGUGCAAGGUAUGUUGUGUUGCACCAUUACUAAUCUAUCCACUGCUUGUUCUCUACACUUAAGAUUUUUGUUGUGAUAUGGAGACUGUUUUAUCGCUUGAAAAAAGCUCAAUACCACAAUUCCAGAAACCCCCAUAUCCCCCUCUAAAAAAUUAAAGUCUUCUCAAUGUUACACAUUUUCUUCUGCAGAGUUUGGGAGUCUUACCACAUCUCAACUGAUGGAAAAAGUUCGGGGUCUUCAAAAUCUUGCUUUUCAACUUGGGUUAGAUGAAGGUAUGAGUUUAGGCUGUAUUUAUACCAAGUGUCCCAGAUUUCACUGAUAAAUCAGGAAAUUCUAGAGUCUAUUGUAGAUGCCAUUUGAUUUAUGAGUGGAAAGAGAAGAGUUUUAAAGUAGUUGGAGGUUUGGGACCAAGAAAAUAUGUUCACCCCUUGUACCCUGACAUGUCAGAAUGAUUACCCAGCGUCACAGAAAUCCAGGAUGCAUUGAGAAAAAGAAAUACUCCAGAUUCACCCAAUAAGUAUCAGAAAACUGGAAGAUCCCCAAUAAUUUGGCAUUUUAGACCUUUUGCAGUAGUGUGUGACUAAAGGAGACAGGUGCCAUGGUCAUAUAAGAAAAAAAAUUAUAGAUGUUUACUAAUGAUUUCAACUCUUUACAUGUAAAAUAUAAUUACCAUCACUUCCAUUAUUACCAAAGGAUUAUCACCAAAGGUUUUUAUUAAAAUUUUUAUUUGUGGUAUCAAUUUAUUUUUUAGCACGGGAAAUGACAAGAGGAAAGUUUUUAAACAUUCUGGAGAAGGCUAACUCUGGACGAAGAUAAGAUAUGGCUUAAUGUGCAGUUGUAGAUAAAAUUACUAAAAUUUGUAUAAAAGUUGUGUAAAAUUUUAGUAGAAUGUUACUUUUCUUCUGGUUGUUAUGGUAAAAAGUGGAAUUCACAUCAUAGGAUAAACCCUAUCUUUUUCCCACACUCGAGAAAAAUUAUUUGACUUAAAAUGUAGAGAGUUCUGUCUGGCUAUAUUAUUAUUUUAAAUCAAACUUUGAGACAAGAAUUUUCAAAACAACAAGAGGAUUGUUUGACUCUUUGUUGUUCUGUGCUAUGUCAACUUAAAGACAGGGAAGUUCUGUUUCUCAUUCUCACUUUGAGUGUGGCAUUUCUUAACUAAUGAUUAUUGAUGUAUUUUUUGUCAUACUGACAUCUUCUGUUUUAUCUGUUAUCUAUUAUUUGAAAACAAUAAAAUGCUUUAAAUCUGUUUCAAGUCUGUUUAAUCCACAGGGCACAGAAUGUAAACUCUCUUUCUAGUGCCAAAAAUUAUAUGUAAAUAUAUAGUGCUGCACUGUCAAAUUGCAUAUGUUGAUAAAAAAAAAAUAAAGUAAGCAGAAGGCUGGAG